Messenger RNA from Sphenostylis stenocarpa, 513 nucleotides. Lineage: Eukaryota; Viridiplantae; Streptophyta; Magnoliopsida; Fabales; Fabaceae. The record is from the annotation of a GenBank genome assembly.
AUGUUCUUCUCCUUCCACACAGAGCGUUUCGUUUCGAUUCGAUUCCCGGUGGUUUCAAUGGGGAGCGAAGAGGAGAACAACGAAUUCUACCUCCGCUACUACGUCGGUCACAAGGGAAAGUUCGGUCACGAGUUUUUGGAGUUCGAGUUCCGCCCCGACGGGAAGCUCCGCUACGCCAACAACUCCAACUACAAAAACGACACCAUUAUUCGCAAGGAGGUUUACCUCACCCCCGCCGUUCUCCGCGAGUGCCGUCGCAUCAUCACCGAAAGCGAGAUUAUGAAGGAAGAUGAUAACAACUGGCCGGAACCGGACCGGGUGGGGCGACAGGAGCUGGAGAUUGUGAUGGGGAAUGAGCACAUAUCGUUUACGACCUCGAAGAUUGGGUCUUUGGUGGAUGUUCAGAGUAGUGCUGAUCCGGAAGGGCUUCGCAUCUUUUACUACCUUGUCCAGGAUUUGAAGUGCUUUGUCUUCUCUCUCAUUUCACUUCACUUCAAGAUCAAGCCUAUCUAA